UCAGUCUGCACAGUCACUGCAGCCUGGAUGUGGGCCGGCCUGCUGCUGAAGACUGUGGCCUCGCCGCCGCCCCCACGGAUAUCUCCCCCGUUCCCUGUCCUCGUUUCCCGCUGAGGACACAAGAGAACAACUCUGCGUCUCCUGUCAUCCACCACUGAGGAUCUGAGGACGUCAACUUUUCUUCUGCGGUUUGUUUCUGAAAUCUCGUCUCAAAGGGACAGGAUCUCGUCUUCGUCCUUUUUCUUGUCCGUCUUCGCCUCGGUUGCACCCGUCGGACCACACUCAUGGGGAACCACGGCUCGAACCUGGAAGACAUCCUGGCGGAGGACAUGCACCACUGGUACAACAAGUUCAUGAGAGAGUCUCCGUCAGGACUCAUCACGCUGUUCGAGCUGAAGGCCAUUCUGGACCUGAAGGGAAUGAACGAGAACGCCAGCAGCUACGUGGACCAGGUGUUCUUCACCUUCGACAUGGACGGGGACGGUUACAUCGACUUUGUUGAAUAUAUCGCGGCCGUCAGUCUGAUGCUGAAAGGAGAAAUCAACCAGAAACUGAAGUGGUACUUCAAACUGUUUGACCAGGACGGCAACGGGAAGAUCGACAAGGACGAACUGGAGACCAUCUUCUCGGCCAUCCAGGACAUCACACGGAACAGAGACAUCGGCCCAGAAGAGAUCGUCUCGAUCAUAUUUGAGAAGAUUGACGUGAACGGAGAAGGUGAGUUGACGCUUGAGGAGUUCAUCGAAGGAGCCAGAGACCACGAGGACAUAAUGGACAUGCUGAAGAACCUAAUGGACCUGACCCCAGUUUUACUCAUCAUCGUGGAGGGGCGGGCGGGUUGAGAGCGCAGGGCCGGAGCUGCAGAGGGACCACAAAGACUGAAGCAGAACCUUCUCCCAAAAGAAUCCAUGGACCCUCACCCCUUCGAGAAGAGAGAGACUUGCUCUACCCUUUCUGCUGUUUGCUGGUCUGGACGAGGCAGCAGGAAGCAACAGGUGCUGAAAACAUCAAACAUUUUUGACAGCCUAGAAUUGGUUGUCCAGACUCCGCACAUCCAACUGUCCCUCGUCCUCUUCGUCCUCAUCGUCCCCCGGUGUCAGGUUGGAAAGGGAACAACGAUUUCUAAAGACUCUGUGUCCAUCUGAACUGUCUGUCCUCUCAGGUCAGUUCCUUCAAAUCCAGUCAAACACAAAAGACUCGUUCUGAGACAGAAGUGGUCCAAAUGAGUAGGAGUUGAGAUCCGUUUCUCAGAUUGGAUUGUUAUUCUGUGGUCUCAUGACCCCAGACUUCAUUCAUAGAUAAUAACUCCUUUUCUAACAGCUGGAUUAUAGACUUUUGGAUUUGUAGAAAAACAUCGUAUUCAUCAAACUGACUCUGGUUCCAUCAUGGAGCAGUAGUAUCGAAACCUUCCUGUCCAGACCCGGCGAAAAAUCUUCAGCCUGGAUUUUAGUGAAACCUGUUUAAAAGGAGCCAUUUCUACGUUAGCAUUAUCGGUACGUAGCUAAUGUUAGCAUUAGCAUCACUCGACAUAUAAAUCUUUCAGCAGCAGACAAUAUUCCAAUUUCUGUCUCUGGAUAUAAAACCACAGCUUCAUCAGUUUGUUCUGUUUCUGUCACUUCGUUCCUCACACGGUGAUCGACUGGCGAUCAAGUGAUUUCAUAUCAAAACAAACUGAAUCAAUGUCCUUCCGGAUAUUACCCAUGAUCCUCUGCUUCCUGAACCUGCAGAGCUGCAGCUGUAUCACAUCCACCACCUCUGUUCAGAAGUCUUCAUGGUUUAAAGUUUCCUGCUGAAUCCUGGAGAUAAACUCUGGUUUUUAAUAACUUCUGAGUCUUUUUAACUGAUCUCAGUUCAGCUUCACUCUUCAGCUGCAGCUGGUGGGGACAGUUGGAGCUGUGACUCUCACAGAAACCAGAUCAGUUUCAGACAGAGUUUCUCACAGUGAAGAGCAGUGCAUGCUGGGAGUCGGCGUUGAUCCUCUUAAUGCUGUAAAAGGUUCAGCAGCCUGAGCCGUAAUGGAGCAGAUCUACAGACAGUUUCAGCCCCACACAGGUUUACAUCUCAAGAGCGAAGCAGCAGGAGGACGAGAACCUCCAAACACAAUCAAACUGGAGUUCUUGCAUUUUAUAAUUUACUCCAUUUUAAAUAUAUAAACAGAAAAUUCUCUUUCCUCUCUGGUUUCCACAGCAGUGAAGUCAAGGGCAGAAUAAUCCUCAACAACCUGCUCUGGAAUCAGGCCAAACCAGGCCAAACCAGGCCAAACCAGGCUAAACCAGGCCAAUCAAGGUCACCAGGGCCACCCAGGGGAGACGAGUUUAAAGAAGCAGCUGAAUUAUUAGGUGAAUGGUUUCAGGUCUGACAAUGAAAUAAACUCUGAAUCAACUCAGUUAGUUAAUAAAAUAAAAGUUCUUCAUUUAAAACCUAGCGUCGUCAAACUCAACCAAGAUUUUCAAGUUCAGAGGUGAAGUUAACACUUUGUGUCUGAAGGAAUUCCCCCAACCAGCAGCUCCAAAGAGCAGGAGACUCCGCUGGCUGCCUCCGGAGAAGAACCUUCAUCUGUCAUUUGAGUGUUACCUUCUUACUUUUAUCAGAUGACCAGGGGGACGGG
Platichthys flesus (European flounder) is the source of this 2608-nucleotide messenger RNA. RefSeq names its product guanylate cyclase activator 1d (gene guca1d). The transcript has 4 exons. Gene Ontology annotation, molecular function: calcium sensitive guanylate cyclase activator activity; calcium ion binding. The record is from RefSeq and is a predicted model, not a curated record. Bases 285 to 842 code for a protein of 185 amino acids. Lineage: Eukaryota; Metazoa; Chordata; Actinopteri; Pleuronectiformes; Pleuronectidae.